AUGUUGUCGUUUUAUGUUCAUUAUGUCAAUUGGACUCUUAACCCUGUAGAGUCUCCCCCACAACAACAUAUUCCUGUUCGAAAUAGUCCACCUCAUGUUUCCUCACUUGCUCGAAGAAAGAUGUACAGCUCCGAAAUAGAAACAUCUUCGACUGAAUCUGCCACAAAUGAUUCUUCCUCACAACAUCUUGAAACAAGUGAUAUGUCAAACGACACAUCAAGACUGGUAAAGAAGAAGAAGAUGAGCAUAAAGGCAUUAGUGAAGCGUCUACUAGGCAUUGUGGCAGACUUAAGUUCUAAAGUAGACCGUGUAUUACAGAAAAAAGAUGAAUCGGGCACAAAUGUUGAACCAGACAGAGAGUUUCGAGAGGAGGAAGAGAUGAUAAAUGAAGAGGAGGAAGAAAAAUAA
This is a messenger RNA of Lactuca saligna, 408 nucleotides long. NCBI's taxonomy places the organism in Eukaryota, Viridiplantae, Streptophyta, Magnoliopsida, Asterales, Asteraceae. The record is from the annotation of a GenBank genome assembly.